Molecule: messenger RNA, 1425 nt
Organism: Girardinichthys multiradiatus
Lineage: Eukaryota; Metazoa; Chordata; Actinopteri; Cyprinodontiformes; Goodeidae
Gene: asip2b
Product: agouti signaling protein, nonagouti homolog (mouse) 2b
Exons: 4
Coding region: 192-542 (116 amino acids)
Biological process (GO): hormone-mediated signaling pathway; neuropeptide signaling pathway; positive regulation of feeding behavior
Cellular component (GO): extracellular region
Molecular function (GO): neuropeptide hormone activity; type 1 melanocortin receptor binding
Source: RefSeq, a predicted model, not a curated record
AAACAUGGGGAGAUCAACGCUCAGCAGCUCCCACAGCAUCACCUUCCGCCGCGUCGGGAAGGGGCUGGGAGGGGGCGCUCCGCUCCGCCUUUUGUCGCUCGGCCUCGGCAAAAGCUGGAAAACCUCUUCAGAGCCGCACAGAGAGCCGAGCGUUCAAUCCGAGGACAAGCCAAAAGGGAAGUUCCAUCACCAUGACAAGGACCACCGGUAGACACUUGUUGUGCUUGCUGGUGCUUUUCUUCCCGCUCUCAUGGGCAGAGGACGCGAAGAAGGACGUGAGGAGGACCGAGAAUGUUACAGUUUGGGGACAAGCAAAGACUAGGCGACUAUUUGCAAGGCAAAAGAUUUCUCCAGCACAGCAUACACACAUCAUUAGACACAAGUCCCACACCAUGCCGCCAGUACGACGCUGCGGCCGCCUGAUGGAAAGCUGUUCCUCCCACAUGCCUUGCUGCGACCCCUGCGCCUCCUGUCGCUGCCGACUCUUUAACACCAUCUGUCACUGCUGGAGAAUAAAUCACCUGUGCUUGAAGAGGACCUAGUGGGAGUGCACACAGAGGCAUGUGUAAUUCACAACUGAUCCCCUGGUACACAUCAUCACCUAUGGGGGAGCUUAUUUUUCUGCUUAAAUGUGACCUGAAACAUCAUCAAAUGGCAAAGUGCUGUAGCUGUCAAGAAAAUAGUGAAGUUGUCCAAAGAAAGGGAAUGUUUCUGACAGACAGACAUUCCUGCUUAGGAAAUCUUACAUAAAAAUGCAAAGUUGCUAACUGUCAUUUUUUGCAGCAUUAAUAGCCACAUAAAUAUGCAACACUUAGAUCUGCUAUGUCUCACCAAAAAGUGUACAGUAAGUACUCUGUAAGUAGCUAUUCUUGCCAUUUCUCGCUAAAAAACCUACAGAAUGGAAGGAAUUUAUGACACAAUCAUUAACAACUAUCAUGCUGCAGUUAGAUUACAGCAGAGUUUCUAUCUACGGUGUGUUGUCCUACAAACAUGGGCAAGUUAAAUGCAUGACUGCUAAACUGAGAUCGCCUUAAAAAUGGGUGGAUUUAAUGUGAGCUUUCAUAUCAGAGGGUGUAGCACGAUGGAAGGGAAUCAAACAUCCAAAUAGUAUGGGGGGAUAGGACAAAGGUUGGUCUAUGUCCUUUUUCAUGUUUCUAGACAAUAACAUGUUAACUAAGUCUGAUUUUAAGGUAUUGCUGCUUUUGAGUAUUUGUAUAUUCUCUGCUCUCCUGUCACUCAUCUGGAGAUCCCAUCAUUUACUGUACAACUUCAGGAUUCUUUUUUGAAGACUCACAGCAGAAGUGAUGUGGAAAAAUGAUUUUCAUGUACAUUAUUAUUCUUAAUUGCUUGCACUUGAUUAUUCGUGUGUGGUUUUAUGAGUUGAAAUGACUAUAUUUUUGCUAUCUAAUAAAUAUGCUGUUCGCA